Molecule: messenger RNA, 7065 nt
Organism: Dermacentor silvarum
Lineage: Eukaryota; Metazoa; Arthropoda; Arachnida; Ixodida; Ixodidae
Product: laminin subunit gamma-1-like
Source: RefSeq, a predicted model, not a curated record
GCCUCGGCUUCUACCCGGCGGCGGCGAGCGCCGCGGACAACACACAGGCCAGAGCGGGGCUCCCUUCAAGAGCCGCAGACGGGAGUCGGAAGCCAUUGCGGCCGCAGCUACAACGGCACACGGAUGGCUCCCUCGUCGUCCCCCCCUGCCGGCAAGGCGCUCCUCGCUUGCCCUCUACUGCUUGCCGUCCUGGCGGGCCUCGCCAGCUCGCAGCACCAGUACUACCACCAGCCCCAGGGCCAACCUUCGCCCCGGGGCUCGUGCUACGACCUGUACAACCGCGCCCAGCGCUGCAUCCCCGAGUUCGUCAACGCAGCGUUCAACGUGCGCGUCGAGGCGACCAACACGUGCGGCCUGCGCGGUCCUACCAAGUACUGCCCGCAGACGGACGUGCAGGGCGCCACCAAGACCUGCGAGGUCUGCGACGCCUCCAAGCCGCACUUGGCGCACCCGGCCGACUACCUGACCGACUUCAACAACAACGACAACACGACCUGGUGGCAGAGCGAGACCAUGCUCGAGGGCAUCCAGUACCCGAACCAGGUCAACCUUACUCUGCACCUUGGACGCGCCUUCGACAUCACGUACAUCCGGCUCAAGUUCCACUCGAUGCGACCCGAGAGUUUCGCCAUCUACAAGCGGACGCGGCCGGACUCGCCGUGGGUGCCGUACCAGUACUACAGCUCGACCUGCUCCGACACGUACGGCCUGCAGUCGAGCGCGUACGCGACGCGUGACGACGAGACCCGGGCGCUGUGCACGGGCGAGUACAGCGACCUCUCCCCGCUGUCGGGAGGCAACGUGGCCUUCUCGACGCUCGAGGGCCGACCGUCGGCCUUCCACUUCCAGCACAGCAAGCUGCUGCAGGAAUGGGUAACAGCCACCGCCAUCCGCAUCGUGCUCACUCGGCUCAACACGUUCGGCGACGAGAUCUUCGGCGACAAGCAGGUGCUGCGCUCCUACUACUACGCCAUCGCUGACUUGGCUGUCGGAGGAAGGUGCCAGUGCAACGGCCACGCAAUGGCCUGCGAUCCGGGACCCGGCGGCGAGCGUCAGCUGCUGUGUCGCUGCGAACACCAUACGGCUGGCGACAACUGCGAGCGCUGCAUGGACCUGUACAACGACCAGGCAUGGGGCAGGGCCACCUCCACCAACGCCCACGAGUGCCAGCCGUGCAACUGCAACGGCCGGUCGCGCAAGUGCUACUUCGACCAGGAGCUGUUCGAGCGCACGGGCCAUGGCGGCCACUGCGUCAACUGUUCGGACAACACGGAUGGCCCCAACUGCGAACGCUGCCGCGAGAACUACUACCAGAACAGCGACGGCCGGUGCAUACCCUGCGAGUGCGACCCCGUCGGCUCCCGGAUGCUCCAGUGCAACAGCAAGGGCCAGUGUCCUUGCAAGCCGGGCGUCGAAGGGCACCGUUGUGACCGUUGCGCUCCAAACUUCUACGAUUUCUCUGAACAAGGCUGCAGGCUGUGCGGCUGCAGCCAGGCAGGCAGCGUGGACAGCCCGCCUUCGUGCAACCCCGACUCGGGCGUGUGCCGCUGCAAGGCCAACGUGGAGGGACGCCAGUGCGACCGCUGCAAACCCGGCUUCUUCAACCUGCAGCGCGACAACGAGUUCGGCUGCACCCCUUGCUUCUGCUUCGGCCACUCGGCGUUGUGCCAGAGCGCGCCCGGUUACUCGCGGUACAGCCUGAUCAGCACCUUCGCCAGAGGUGGGUCCACAAGGCAUUGGAAGGCGGCGGACCAUUCAUGGGCGCAGCGUUAACACCCCCACGAGUACGCCGCCCACCACUUGGCUGUGGUGGCACCCGGAAAAGAAGCCGUCUACUUCCUCGCACCAUACCGGUACUCGGCGACCAGCGCGCCUCGUACACAGAACCGACGUUCACUUCUGCGCAUCGGCGAGGAGGGCCCGCAGUCGUCGGUGGAGGACAUCGUACUGGAAGGGGCCCACGGCAGCGUGUCGCAGCACAUCUUCGGCCAAGGCAACGGGCUGCCGUCCAUACGCAACCUGGAGUACCGGUUCCGCCUGCACGAGGACCCGCGGUACGGCUGGAACCCGACGCUAAGCUCGCGGGAGUUCAUCAGCAUCCUCUCGAACCUGACCGCCAUCCGGAUAAGGGCCACCUACGUACCACGAGGCACGGGCUUCAUCGACAACAUCCAGCUCCAGUCUGCGCAGCGUUCCGCCUACGGCACCGAGGCCGCCACCUGGGUCGAGAUGUGCAACUGCCCCGAGGGAUACGUGGGCCAGUUCUGCGAGUCGUGCGCGCGGUUCCGGCACGACCCGCCGCGCGGCGGGAAGUUCUCGCGCUGUGUGCCCUGCAACUGCAACGGCCACGCGCUCAUCUGCGAACCGGACACCGGGCACUGCAUCUGCCAGCAUAACACGGCGGGCGAGUUUUGCGAGCGUUGCGCGCCGCGCUACUACGGCAACGCGCUGGCGGGCACCCCGGACGACUGCCAGCCGUGCCCGUGCCCCGCAGGCGCCUGCGCCGUCCUGCCCGACGAGAGCGUCGUCUGCCUCGAGUGCCCGCAGGGAUAUUCCGGGCGGAGGUGCGACCUGUGCUUCGACGGACACUACGGUGACCCACAAGGAAACUUCGGGUCCAAGGUUCCCUGCAAGAAGUGCGAGUGCAACGACAACAUCGACCCCAACGCUGUGGCCAACUGCAACACAACGACUGGCGAGUGCCUGAAGUGCGUCUACAACACCACCGGCUUCAAUUGUGAGCGCUGCCUGCCCGGACACUUCGGAGACGCGCUGUCCGUGCCCAAGGGAGACUGCAAGCCGUGCGACUGCCACCGGCUGGGCUCGAUGGAGGGCUCCGAGUGCGACCCGCGCUCGGGCCAGUGCGCCUGCAAGGCGAACGUGGCGGGCCGCCAGUGUGGCCAGUGCCGCGAGGGCUACUGGAACCUGCAGAGCGGCGACGGCUGCGAGGCCUGCAACUGCAACCUGAUCGGCUCGUACAACCGCACCUGCGACCAGCGCACGGGACACUGCCAUUGCCGGCCCGGCGUCACCGGAAAACAGUGCGACCAGUGCCUGCCGUACCACUACGGCUUCUCGCCUGACGGCUGCGUGCCGUGCGACUGCGACAGCCAGGGCUCGGUGUCGCUGCAGUGCGCCCCUGACGGCCAGUGUGAGUGUCGACCAAACGUGGAAGGUCGCCGCUGCGAGCGCUGCAAGGAGAACAAGUACAACAAGGAGGCCGGAUGCGUCGACUGUCCGACGUGCUACAACCUGGUUCAAGACGCCGUGAACGAGCACCGGGACAAGGUGGCCGAGCUGGCGCGCCUGCUGGACAACAUCGAGAAGAACCCGCAGAUCGUCAAGAGCGUCGACUUCGAGGAGAAGCUCGAGCAAGUGAUGACCAUCGUGAACGGCCUGUGGAAGGACGCCAAGCAGGCAUCGGGCACUGGCGAGAGCCUGGCCGAGCGACUGGACGAGCUCCUGCGGCGAAAGAAGGUGCAGGACAUCGCCGGCAAGAUUGGCCUCGAGAUCGCGCUGGCCGAGGACAUCGUGGAGGGCGCCGAGCGCAACAUGACCAGCGCCGAGGCGGUCGUCGAGCGCAUCAAGUCCACGCUGAUGCAGGCGCAGAAGUACCUCGAGGAUGAGGCGCAGAACGCGCUCAAGCGGGCGCUCGAGCGCUCCGACCGCUACGGCCAGCAGUCGGAGAUGAUGUCGCAGAUCGCGCGCGACGCUCGCCAGCUGGCUGACCGACACGAAAGUGACGCCCAGGAGAUCGCAAACUUGGCUGCGGAUGCUCUCAACACUUCCAUGGAGGCCCGGGCCAUCGCCGAAGGCGCGCUCAGCACGCAAGACAAGACAGAGAGCGAGAUAUACCUUCUCAAGAACAGGUACCGGGACAUCAUGGACCUCAUGCUGCGCACUAAGAAGAUGGCCGAGGAGGCCAGGGAGGAAGUGCGCAAGGCGUACGACGAUGCCCUGAGAGUCUUGUCGGAUGCCUCGUCGGUGCAGAUGCCGGAGAUCGACACCGACGAGCUUUCCCGCAAGGCACAAGAAAUCAUCGACGAGGCUGGUCGCAUCCAAAGGAAGCCGACGAGCUGCUGGCCAAGCACGCCGCCGUCCUGGAGAGGGUGGGCCGCAACGCGAGGAGGCCGAGGAUCUCCUCGCCGAGCACAACGCCAACAGCAGAUCACCGACGGACUGCUGGCUGAGGUGGACACGGCGUUCGCUAAAGCGAAGGAGGCGGCCGCCGAGGGCGAAAGGAUUCUCGAGGAAGCCCAGAACACGCUCAAGGUGCUCAGAGAGUUCGACGAGAACGUCAAAGCGAGCAAGGACAAAGCGUCGGCGGCGCUGGAACGCGUGCCGGAGAUCCAGGCGCUCAUCGAGGAGGCCGAGAACAAGACCCGGGACGCCCGGGGCGCGCUCAAGGACGCCGAGGCCGACGCCAACGCUGCCAGCGACAUCGCAAAGGAGGCGCAGAGGAUCGCCGAACAGGCGUCGAAGGACGCGAUCAAUGUGCGUGACGAAGCGGACAACGCUAAGACGUCGGCGCGCCAGUUGGGAGACGAAGCCGAGGACCUGGCGCGCAAAGUCGAGGACACUGAUGCGCGCAUGCGCCAAUUCGAGGAGCAGGCCCGUGGGGACGAGGCACUCGCUAAGGAGGCCCUGGAAAAAGCCAACGAAGCCAGGACAGGUGCGAAGCAGGCCUCGGACAAAGUCAGAGCGGCGCUGGCCACGGUCAACGAAAUCCUCAGGGCCCUAGCGAACGUGGACAGCGUGGACCCAGGCCGGCUCGACCAGCUGGAGCGACGCCUGAUGGAGGCUGAGCGCGAGGCGGAGAAGGCCAAGCUCGACGAGCGGCUGGAAGAGCUGCGCACCGCGCGCCAGCAGCAGCAGGGCUGGAUGCACGACUACGAGGCACAGAUCGAGCAGCUCAAGAGGGACGUGGCCAACGUGAAGGACAUCAGCGACUCGCUGCCCAACCGCUGCUUCCGGCGCAUCAAGCUCGAGCCCUGAGUUCAUCGGACAGGCACGCGGUGGUGCCCCCGUAUAACAGCGGGAGGAGCGGUGAAAGGAGGGACCCCAGUGGGAGAGAAGGAGAGGAGAGGAAGGAGCCAACCUUCACGAUGAAAGCGGUAGGACAGAGCUGGCGAGAACGACGACAGACUCCACCGAAGGGACGUCAUCGGGGAAAAUAGUUUGUGGCGGCGGAACGGCAUCUGGAGAGGUUCUCGAAAUGCAUUAGGGAAGAGACAUUCGUAGCGAUUCGUAUGGUCGUUUUGAAACGGACCGCAUGUGCGUUGUAUGUGUUUCUUGUCUGUUCUUUGUUUUUACUUGUUUUCACCGCAAACAAAGAAAAACAAAAGGAGCUGUCACGUACAUACGUGGACGUCAUGUCUGCGUUUAGUAUGCAUUUCUCUCUCGCCCCGGUCUAACGUAUGCAACGGAACUUGGUAGUCCAACGCUGUAGCUCCCUCCGUUAUUGUGUGUCAUUGUGACAGCUAAUAUUGGCAGUCCUCUUAGCGAGACUGCGUACGAUCGGCAUUGGGAAAUCUCGUCGUUUGGAAAAGAAAAACUGGAAAUGCGCUCUUCAUUUCAUGGUUUCUGGGGACCAAUGACGAAGGAGCUUCGUCAAGCUCUGACGCAAUGUGGGGAUACAAAGUCGAAAAGCACCACGAAGUGCAUUAUCAAGUUGGGUGUCUUUUUAUUUUCAUUUAUAAUGAGAAAAUAUCAUGAGAUAGCUGCGAAAUCGAUAAUUUUAAACCUUGUUUCUAUACGUGAACGAGGAUGCGUGCAAAAAGAGCCUAACAAUAAUCACUGCCUACUGGCAGCCUUUUACUAGGAAAACAGUGCUCAAGAUGGUUUACACCUGUAGCCUACGCCAGCGAGAAGAGAACGAGGUCCACCGCUGAUAGUCAUUGUUGGUUACCUGGUCAAGGGAGGAAUUAGCGUCAUUAUUGCCACUGAUAUAGAAAACACAAAGAAGUGUCCUUACUUAACGGAAACGGCGUUUUGGAAAGAUAGGCGCUGCCGGGCAACGAACAGGGUGGAAGGAUGCCAUAAUGAGUCAGAAAAUGAUUUUUUUCCAGAGCAUUACGUGAUCAAAGAGGUCAAGGAAGCUAACGGAUCUGGAUUAUGUUGUCCUCUUCCCUAAUAGUUUCACACUGCAGUGCUGUGAAAACGUCUUACUCUAAGCAAAAAUUAUUCGCACAUAUAAUCAACUUUCGACCAGACAGGCUACGCUCCCUGCCUCGUUCACCAAAACACCGCUUACUGAUCUGCUAUGAAUGUGGGUGGUCAAAAAGGAGUUCGUCAGUUACAUCACCUUCAAAGAUAUAUUGUAUAUCUACUUAUUUCUUAUUCCCAGGUCACAAGCAAAAAGAAAAAAAUGCAUAUAGAACAUCCCAUUUCACUCAAUCACAUGACUGUGUUUCAUAUGUGCCUUUCUCUACACUGCGGCGAACGAGCUAUUCAGGUCCGUGAGGAAUAUACAUCGUGGACGUAUUUCUGUGAAGCAAUGCCACGGACGAGGUAGCUUAGAGUCCUGUUUCUCCUAGGUAGAGCGUAUAUCGUGCCUAAAUGCUGUGUAAGCGAAAUAAACACAUCUUACCACCUGAAAGUCUUUCGUUGUUCAGUCGUCGCAAGUCGCUUAGUGAACAAUCGACGCGAACCGCGAGGCGUAUAGAGCGCGAGCUUCAGCCAGGCUCCACCCAUAGUCUCACGUGCUAGUAGUACUACCAAUCUCGAGUGGAUGCAUUUUCGCCUCAUUUCAGAAACUGCAUUUGAAGGAUUUAAGUUAUUGCAGUCGUCCUCCGCGAGAGCUGUGCAUAAUCACAUUUCAAACUAGGCUUACCCUGCACCCUGUACACGUCGUAUCCAUAUCGUGCGAGGAACGACGCUUUCCUACGACGAACUCCGCCGCGCGCAAAAAAAAAAAAAAGAGGCGCCGCUCUACAACGUGACAAGCUGCAAUAAAACCACCACUUUGUUAUUACUCUCUCCUUGGGCAGGCGAACAUCAUGUGUACAGAGUGCAAUAGUAUACUAAGAGAUUGUAGGAUGCAUCUCAUUUUCUUUGUUUGUUCUC